Messenger RNA from Linum tenue, 3322 nucleotides. NCBI's taxonomy places the organism in Eukaryota, Viridiplantae, Streptophyta, Magnoliopsida, Malpighiales, Linaceae. The record is from the annotation of a GenBank genome assembly.
CACUGACAACCAUCCUCUUCCCGAUAAGCGUCGAUACACCUUUCGUUAUGACCACCGCACUGUGAUUUUUCUCUCUCCGAUUCUGGUUCCCAACGCCGCAGCUUGUACUGGCCGGCGAGGCGGCGCCUAUUUCUCCUCCGUAUUUUCUUCAUUUUGAGGAUUUUAAUGGCCCUUCCGGAUUGGAUUGGAGUAUCUGAAUAAUACACUAUCUCCGAAACAAAAGCCGACGACUCCGGUCUUUUUGCUUAGAAUUUGGACGUUUCCUCUAGCUUUGGUGCGUUUUGGCCCACGGUGGGAUUUCGAACUUGUCGAUCGUCACCAGAGGGAGCUGAAUCAGCAGAGAACAGGGAUAACGGACGAGGAAGAAGAGUGAUAGAAAUUGUGAUGUUGAAAAUGGUCUUCGGCUGCUUCUAGCUAAGUAGGGCGCUGCUGUUGAAUUUGGUGCGAAAUUCUCGUCUCGAUCAUAAGUUUGCUCACUCACUGCUCCCGCUACGUCUCUUUGCAAAUCCAAUCGACGAAGGAUUACGGCUGUGUGUCAUGGAGCCAGAAUCUGGAAUCGGCUCUUCUACUUCCCCUUGUCAGUUCUCGUUGGUUACUCUUUCCAGGAAUUUACUGUUGGCGUACCAGAGCUUUGGGGUUGUGUAUGGCGACCUUAGCACAUCUCCUCUCUACGUCUACUCCAGUGCCUUCUCGGGCAAGCUCCGAAACCACCAUAACCAGGAAGCCGUUUACGGUGCAUUUUCCUUGAUCUUCUGGACCUUGACCUUUGUUCCCUUGAUCAAGUAUGUCAUCAUCGUCAUGAGUGCAGACGACAGCGGUGAAGGUGGCACCUUCGCCCUUUACUCCCUCCUUUGUAGGCAUGCCAAGUUGAGCUUGCUUCCCAACCAGCAAGCAGCUGACGAGGAGCUCUCUUCCUACAGAUAUGGACCCUCCUCUGCUCAGGCUGCUUCCUCCUCUGCCCUUCGCAGAUUCUUGGAGAAACACAAAAGGCUCAGGACUGCCCUCUUGCUUGUUGUCUUAUUCGGUGCUUGUAUGCUCAUUGGUGAUGGUGUCCUCACCUCAGCAAUCUCUGUUUUGUCAUCGGUAUCUGGGAUACAAUCUACAGAAAGCAAAUUAACGAACGCUGAGCUUCUUUUGCUUGCUUGCAUCAUAUUGGUGGGGCUGUUUGCACUCCAGCAUUGUGGUACUCACAGAGUGGCAUUUAUGUUUGCCCCCAUCGUUAUCAUCUGGUUGCUAUUUAUUUUCUCAAUUGGGCUGUACAACAUCAUAUAUUGGAAUCCCAAAAUCGUGUAUGCACUCUCUCCCCACUACAUAGUCAAGUUCUUCAGGGAAACUGGUAAAGAUGGUUGGCUAUCUCUUGGAGGGAUUCUUCUUUCGAUAACAGGCACAGAAGCUAUGUUUGCCGAUCUUGGUCACUUUACUGCCUUAUCAAUCAGGCUUGCUUUUGUCUUCGUUAUUUAUCCUUGUUUGGUAGUGCAAUACAUGGGUCAGGCAGCUUUUCUGUCUAUGAACUUAGACUCAUUUUCCAACAGCUUCUAUGCGUCGAUACCUGAACCCUUCUUUUGGCCUGUCUUUGUUGUGGCCACCCUUGCGGCUAUUGUUGGGAGUCAGGCUGUUAUCACAGCCACUUUCUCGAUUGUUAAACAGUGUCAUGCCCUUGGUUGUUUCCCAAGAGUUAAAGUCGUCCACACCUCAAAACACAUUUAUGGGCAGAUCUACAUCCCAGAAAUAAACUGGAUCCUCAUGGUCCUCACUCUUGCAGUAACCAUUGGAUUCCAAGACACAACUUUGAUUGGUAAUGCUUAUGGACUUGCAUGCAUGACAGUUAUGUUCAUCACGACUUUUCUCAUGGGUCUGGUCAUAGUAUUCGUUUGGCAGAGAAAUUUCUUCUUAGCUACAUUCUUCCUCCUGUUCUUCUGGCUGAUCGAGGGUAUCCUACUUAUCCGCUGCCCUAAUGAAAGUGCCGCAAGGUGGCUGGCUUCCGCUCGCCCUAUCAGUUUAUAUUCAUGCUCAUAAUGUACAUCUGGCAUUACGGCACUCGUCGGAAGUACAACUACGAUCUCCACAACAAAGUCUCACUAAAAUGGGUGCUAGGCUUGGGGCCCCAGCCUUGGCAUCGUCCGCGUCCCCGGAAUUGGUCUAAUAUACUCGGAGCUCACCACUGGAGUACCUUCAAUCUUCUCACACUUCGUCACCAACCUUCCAGCAUUUCACAAAGUACUGGUUUUCGUCUGUGUGAAAUCUGUCCCUGUUCCGUAUGUCUCCCCCGACGAACGAUUCCUCAUUGGCCGAGUAUGCCCCAGACCUUACCGAAUGUACAGGUGCAUCGUGAGGUACGGAUACAAGGACAUACAAAGAGACGAUGGGGACUUCGAGAACUUGCUUGUACAGAGUGUGGCCGAGUUCAUUCAGAUGGAAGCCGUUGAGCCACAUUACUCGAGCUCGGAGACUUCUCCCUCGGUCGAUGGCAGGGAUGGCCGUGAUAAGCACGAGGGAUAUCCGAUCAAGCAUGACUUUGACAGUGACGGAGCAGGAUUUCGUCAGCGUGGUGGAUGACGACUCCAUUCAUAGCGGCAGCAGCAAGUCGAACACCCUCCAGAGCUUGAGGUCUAUGUACGAGGAUGAUACCCCGUCGAUCAGGAGGCGGCAGGUGAGGUUUCAAUUGCCGCCGAACCCGAGGAUGGAUCCCGUGGUGAGGGAGGAGCUGAUGGAUUUGAUCAGGGCGAAGGAAGCCGGGGUGGCGUAUAUAAUGGGACACUCGUACGUGAAGGCCCGGAGGAACUCCUCGUUUAUAAAGAAGCUGGCGAUUGAUAUUGGCUACUCUUUUCUUAGGAAGAACUGCAGAGGUCCCUUCCGUGGCGCUGAAUAUUCCUCACAUAAGCCUCAUCGAAGUUGGCAUGAUAUAUUAUGUGUGAGAGCUUUGCUCGUGUGGAAUACUGCAAAUGCAAUGGAACACCCUUUUGGGGUUUCCUUUUGAUUAUUGCUACUGCAUCUCGCUGCAUAUACAGGAACGAUCCUUUGAUGAAUGUGGACGACAUGUUACUAUGGUAGGUAAACGAUCCUUGUUGCUAAUGUUUUAUUUCGAAAUGCCUUCGAUGUUAUUCGAUCUGGGACAGGGAUUAAUAUUGCGCCCAGAAAACGAAAGAACAGGAGAGAAACGAUUAAACGAAUGAGAGAAAAUGAAGUAUGAUUUCUAUCCUUCUUUUCGUGACGAAUGGGCUGAUGACUUGAUAAAGCCCAGUCAAAUAAUAACUAAAAAUGAACAGAUAAGCUGGGUUAAAAUGCAGAAGGCCCAGACACGAGACACAACGGAGAAGAACAC